Molecule: messenger RNA, 4915 nt
Organism: Esox lucius (northern pike)
Lineage: Eukaryota; Metazoa; Chordata; Actinopteri; Esociformes; Esocidae
Gene: tjp2a
Product: tight junction protein 2a (zona occludens 2)
Exons: 24
Coding region: 529-4122 (1197 amino acids)
Biological process (GO): positive regulation of blood-brain barrier permeability; protein localization to cell-cell junction; establishment of endothelial intestinal barrier
Cellular component (GO): plasma membrane; bicellular tight junction
Molecular function (GO): cell adhesion molecule binding
Source: RefSeq, a predicted model, not a curated record
GGGUUUAUGUUCCCACUAGGUUCUAUAGCCACGAAGUCAGUUUCCAAAGCCACAAAUUCUGAUUUAUUAUUGAUUCGUUCAAGGUUACAGUUUGCCAUGAGUUGAACGGUGUGGUUAAUGUUUGGGUAAAAGUUGAAAUACUAUUGUAAGAAGACAUUGGUUUAUUACUUUGAGCAUAAAGAAGCUAUUCGACAGCCUGCGUUCCCUACUGACUCACCUGCAGAUUUGACGCCACGCCCAUUACCUGUAAAAAAAACAGGAAAUCAAAAGCUUUGAAGGAAAACGAAUUGUUUCCUUUAUUUAUUUAAAACACACAAUCGCAUUUGACUUUUUCGUUUUUGAUUGCGCAUUUUUACUACAAAGCCCCAUACGUCCAUUAGGGACACAUCCAGUACUGACCAGUCCAACACUGACCUGUUUAGGUCUAGCUGCUCCUGGGAUAGGUUCUACUGGACCAAAGACGCCCCGCAUCUGUAUCUUCGUCGACUCUCUGCACCCAACUAUUCUACUGUCCUGAGGAGCCCGGUCAUGGAGGAGACGGUGUGGGAACAGUACACGGUGUCUCUACAUCGGGACCCCAAGAUGGGUUUUGGCAUUGCAGUGUCCGGUGGGCGGGACAAUCCUAUCGAAGGAAGCGGGGAGAUAUCCAUAGUGGUGUCCGAUGUGCUUCAAGGAGGGCCAGCUGACGGCCUGCUAUUUGAGAAUGACCGGGUGAUACAGGUCAAUGCCAUUCCCAUGGAUGGCGUGCCCCACUCCUUCGCGGUACAGACCCUCAGGAAGUGUGGAAAAGUUGCCAAAAUCACGGUCAAGAGACCCAGGAAAGUCCCGGUCAACCUGCUGAAACGCGCCCCUUCCCCUGAUGACCGCGUCUUCAGCAACGAUGACUAUGACUACGACCAGGACCGUCACAGUCUUUACAGCGGACGCGGCACUCAGGACCGUGACCACAGCCUAGAGAGAGGAGGUUACUCCGAUGCCGGCUACAGAGAGAAGGGCUUCGACCGUGACUACGGUGGAGGCGAGCGGGGGAGGAGUGCGGUGAGGGACCUGGAACCAGAUAGGCAGUACAGACGAGACUACAGCAAGGGUCGGACUCUGGAACGCGAACGUAGCCCCGAGCGCCACUACAAAAGUGACCGCACUCUUGACCGCGACUACAGUCCUGAUCGGCGUUACCGCAGCGAGCGCGCCCUAGACCGCGGGCCUAGCCCAGAUCGCCGUUACCGCAGCGAACGGGCUCUUGACCGUGACCCCAGCCCAGACAGGCGUUUCCGUAGCGAACACAAUCUGGACCGCAGUAACAGCCCCGACCUACGUUAUGGUGCCGGCUUUGAGCGGAACCGCGUUCCCAGCGACCGUGAAUACAGGAAGGAGCAGAUAAAGAAGAGUGGGAGCAGGGAGCGUCUGGACCACUCGCCCCCUGCCUCACCCAUUCCCAUGCCCCGCCUCCCCCAGGAACAGGAGCCCCUGGAGAAACCGGUCAAUGUGCUGCUACUGAAGAACAAGCCCAAUGAAGAGUAUGGUCUGCGUCUGGGUAGUCAGCUGUUCAUUAAGGAGAUGACCAGCACAGGUCUGGCCAGCAGGGAUGGCAACCUCCAGGAAGGAGACAUCAUUCUGAAGAUCAAUGGUACAGUGACCGAGAACCUGUCCCUGGGAGAUGCAGGGAAGCUGAUCGAGAAGUCUCGCGGGAAGCUGCAGUUGGUGGUGCAGAGAGACCGGAGACAGGUGCUGGUCAGGAUCCCUCCCCUGGCAGACAGCGACUCUGAGCUGGACGACAUCUCCGAGAUCGGGUCGUACCGCUCCUACUCGCCUCAGGAUGACCGGCGGGCUGCGCACUCGGACCUGUCCUCCCACUCCUCCAACGAGAGGCUCCGGGACAAACCCAGGGAGGAUCCACCAAACAGAAUGGCAAGAAUGGGGGCCAAGCCAACACCGUUCGCCUUGCCGGCUCAAGUGCCAGACAGAGUUACGAGAGAGCCAUCCCCUCUGCCGCCGGAGAUGGAUGAGCCCCGCCAAGAAACGCCCCCAGUACCUGUAGUCACUGUCCCAAAGGUCCAUGCUGCCCCAAAGGUGUCACUGAAACCAAGCAUGGAGGACCUGGAGAUUUAUGGGCCGAACACUGUGAUGGUGCGUUUCCAGAAGGGAGAUAGCGUGGGUCUGAGGCUGGCAGGAGGAAAUGAUGUGGGAAUAUUCAUUGCUGGCAUUCAGGAGGACAGCCUUGCAGAACAGGAGGGCCUGCAGACUGGGGACCAGAUAAUGAAGGUGAAUAACAUGGAUUUCAGAGGCAUGGUGCGUGAGGAUGCUGUUCUGUACCUGCUGGAGAUUCCAAAGGGAGAUGAUGUCACCAUCUUGGCUCAGAGCAAACCUGAUGUCUACAGUGACAUUUUGGAAUCCGGCAGGGGCGAUUCAUUCUUCAUUAGGACCCACUUUGAUUAUGAGAAAGAGGUUCCCCAGAGCCUGGCCUUCUCCCGGGGGGAAAUUUUCAAGGUGACCGACACACUGUACGAUGGCAAGCUGGGCAACUGGCUGGCCAUCCGCACGGACAAAGACAACCAGCUCCUGGAGAAGGGCAUCAUCCCUAACAAGAGCAAGGCCGAACAAAUGUCAAACAUCCAGAAUGCCCAGAGAGGUGCAGCCAAUGACAGAGGAGACUUCUGGAGAUUGAGAGGUCAAAGGGCAGCGAAAAAAAAAGACAUACGUAAGAGCAGAGACGACGUUAGUGCCCCUCCAGUCACGACUCGCUUCCCUGCCUACGAGAGGGUGGUCUUACGAGAGGCUGGCUUCAGGAGACCCGUGGUCGUGUUCGGACCGAUUUCAGACGCAGUCAAUGAGAAACUGGCCAACGACCUGCCUGAGGAGUUUGUCAUAGCAAAGACUGAACCGAAGGAUGCCGGCACUGAGAAGACCUCGGGUGUGGUGAGACUCAACACCAUUCGACAGAUCAUUGAUCAGGAUCGUCACGCCCUGCUGGAUGUGACUCCCAAGGCGGUGGACACCCUGAACUACACCCAGUGGUACCCCAUCGUGUUGUUCCUCAACCCGGACAGCAAGGCCGGAAUCAAAACCAUGAGGAACCGCCUGGUGCCUGGCUCCAACCGCAGUGCCCGAAAACUCUACGAGCAGGCGGUCAAACUGAAGAAGACCUGCUCCCACCUCUUCACUGCGACCAUUGACCUGAACUCAGCCAAUGACGCGUGGUAUGGGAGUGUGAAGGACUCAAUCCGGGCACAGCAGGAUCGAGCUGUGUGGGUCUGUGAGGGCAAGCUGGAAGGAUCAGAGGAGGACCUGGAUCUCAAUGAUGACCGCAUGUCUUACCUGUCAGCAAUGAGUGCCGACUACCUCAGCAUGGACAGCCGGCUCGCCAGUGACUAUGACGACACGGCCGACGAGGGCGGGGCUUACACCGACAAUGAGUUGGACGAGCCAAUAGACGAGCCCCAUCAGCCGGUGUCAGCCAUCAGCCGCUCCUCAGAGCCGGUACUGCCAGAGGAGAGACCUCAGCCAGCCCCUGUCCCUCGUAUGAAGAGAUCCGGGAGCAGAGAGGUGCUUAGAGAUCCCAGUCCACCUCCUUCCUUCGUUCCUGAACCCCCCAAGCAGGUGAGGUCACAAUCUCGCGGGGGCUACGACUCCCACUCCAGCAGCACCAUCAGCAGUGAUGCGGCUGGGGGAACCAAGCCUGCCCCUCCCCCUGUGGCCCUCAAGCCCAACAUGAGGGCUGUCAGUCAGUUGCCCGAGGUCCCCGGGGCCCAGGAGGGAGAGGACCCUGCCAGCCGCUCCUUCAUGGGCAAGGUGAAGGCCUUUGAGAAGAUGGAUCACCUGGCCAGAGCACAGAGGAUGCUGGAGCUUCAAGAGGCUGAGCAAGCAAGGCUGGAAAUAGCCCAGAAGCACCCAGACAUCUACGCAGUCCCAGUGAAACUGCCAAAGCCCAACCUCAACCGUCCACAGCCAAUAGGCUCCAGCUCCAGACCAGAGCCCCAGACUGCAUCCUCCAGGCCUCAGUACUCUGAGAAUAGGGGUCAAUAUAAUGAUGACGAUGAGGAGCAAUACCGCAGACAGCUAACUGAGCAGACCAAACGGGGUUACUACAGCAACCCUCAGAAGUACAAAGAUACUGAGCUGUAAAACAGACCCACUUGUCACAUUCCACUCUGUGCUCAGCCAAUCAGGGAGGCCUUCACUGUGUUCACACCCUAUCCUGUGCCUGUAACAUGGCCCCACCUGGUGGCUGGAGUGUACAUCCACGAUUGCAACUGUCCUCACCUUGACCUUUUGCCUAACUGUGUGGAGGGAAUAUCGGAUCCGAAUUGUUUGAUGUCCAAGCCCUUUUAGUCAUAGCUUUUCAAACCAACACAGUCUUAUUUCAUAUACCUUCAAUUUCAGUGUGUGUAUAUAACGAUAUUGUUAUAAAUUAGUUUUUUUGUGACAUUAAAAUGCAAAGUUAUCUGGACAGACACGCAGUAUCUGUAGCUGCUCUCUGUUCUGCUUGGUGGAGAAUCUGUCCUUCAAAUACCACAACAUUGUUUUACUGUACACUCAGUCCUCAGUAUGUCCUUAACUACAGCACAAAGUGCCUUAAGCGUCAAAAGUGUAGAUGUCAGAUCGUUAAAGAACAAACAAGCGGUCAGUACUUGGUGUUUAGAGGUGAUGGGCAAAACACACCAGUUUACUCCUGUAUUAGCCAUACACAUACAACCUGAGACAAUCACAUUAUGUCAUAUACAGUAUCUACCUACUUUAAAGGGGACUUUUUUUGUUACCAGGUCUAUCAGGUGAGUGAUUCUUACGAUCUUUGACCUCUGUUCUAUAUUUGAUCUGUAUUUCUCUUUGAUUCAUGGUCCUCAGGCUGCUGAAAUCAACUGUAGUUGACUGUUUUUUUUAACUUUCAGAAAUGACAAAUAAAUAAAUCUCUCUUAAA